AACCCUUCGCUCUUCACUCACCGAAAACAACUAAACCAAAAGCAUCAAACACUUCAACGCUUCAAAAAUGGCGAAGCUCGCAGUCCUCUUGGCAACUUUUGCCCUCUUCCUCGUCCUGUCUAACGCCUCCAUCUUCCGCGCUGAGGUGGAGCUCGACGAAGACGACGUGAACCAGAGAGGCCCACAAGGACGCUGCCAGAGGGAGUUCCAGCAGCAACAGCAGCUCAGGGCUUGCCAACAGUGGAUCCGCCGACGCGCCCAACGCGGCGGGGGCUGGGGCGGUGAUGACAUCGAGCUUGUAUCCGAAGAUGAUGACGUGAACCAGAGGUCGCCAGCCCUCCGACAGUGCUGCAACGAGCUGCGCCAGGUUGACCGCAUGUGCGUGUGCCCAGUGAUAAGGCACGCGGCUGAACAGGUGAGAUACCAGGGACAACACCAGCCGCAGCAGGUGAGACAGAUGUUCCAAGCUGCUAGGAACUUGCCCAACAUCUGCAGCAUCCCUGUCGGACAAUGCCAGUUCGAGGCUACCCCUUACUAGGCGGGAAAAAGAUCUAUCCUUGUACUAGUUAAUAAAAAAAGGCACGGUGUGUGUGUUUGGUUUGAUCAUGAGAAUAAAAGGUUCCUAAUAAGUUUGUAAGCAAUCACACAUUAUCGUGUGUUUUAGUGGUAAUGUUUUGAGGCUAAUGUGACUAGCACUAGUCUUUCUAAUAAGAGGCUCACCUUUAUCAAGUCUUA
Molecule: messenger RNA, 735 nt
Organism: Tarenaya hassleriana
Lineage: Eukaryota; Viridiplantae; Streptophyta; Magnoliopsida; Brassicales; Cleomaceae
Product: sweet protein mabinlin-1-like
Exons: 1
Coding region: 68-538 (156 amino acids)
Molecular function (GO): nutrient reservoir activity
Source: RefSeq, a predicted model, not a curated record